AUGGUACAUUGUCCAGUCGCAAGCUCUGCCGGAACUCCUCCUCUGCCAAGCUGGGUAGAGAUGAAGAGCGACAAAUCCAUGUCGGCUUUCAUUGACUGGGAGGCAUUGCGAAAGAUUGCCGUUGCAGAGAAGCAAAGAGCGUCCACAAACAAGAAUGUUGAUAUCGCUUGCAAACUUUCCGCAGCUUGCAGCGAAGGAGGAUUGCAUAUUGUCCGAAGACUUGAAUUCAGCGAUGGAGACAUAUGGAUCGCACGAGUACAGAAGACGCCACCCUCUGCAGACUCUUGUAAGAGGUUGCUACACGAAGUCUACACGAUUAGAGCCAUCCAACAGCAGUCCAAUGUUCCUGUUCCUAAGAUACUUGCAUAUCGUACGGCAGAGGACAAUCCAGUUAGAGCUGCGUUUACUAUACAGCAAUAUGUUCAUGCAGACACUGGUAUGAAUGUGCUUGGCGAGGGCUUUUCAAAGAAAGCUCAGAUAACGGCUGGAUGGGAAGAGAGAUACUACAAAACAAUGGCAAGAAUACAGGCAGACAUGUCUUCGGUGCGUUUCUCUAUGAUAGGAUGCAUCACCGAGACAAGUAACGGCUAUUCGGUGGGGCCAAUACCUGGAAUUGGCGGGCCCUUUGAGACGCCAGCGGACUUCUUCGCGCAGUGGGCUACGGGUGCGGUUUUUCCGUUCUCAAAGGAUAAGGUCAAACGACGAACGCCUCCUGAACACUUCGAAGAAGUGUGGAACUCUCUCGCGGGGUUUCCUUUGCAGGUUGCCAAAUUCGCUAAAUCUUACAACUUCCGGAGAGGUCCUUUCCCUGUCAUCCACGGUGAUCUCUAUCGCAGCAAUAUCCUAAUGGAUAAUGACUGUAACGUUAAGGCGAUAAUCGAUUGGGAAGACGCGAUUGUAGCUCCUUGGGAGCUGGUGGAGUUCAUUAAGGAUCUCGGGGUUGUUCCAGCAGCGAUGAACGGAUCUUCACAUCAAGAGCCACCCUCGGUCCGUGAGAGACGCAACAAACGAGAAACAUAUAUCAAAUAUGUAGAAGAGAUUGAGAAGAAGCAAUUGCUUGAUGGCACGUUGUCCAUGGUGCUCAGUAACUCUGCAGUGCAGGAUUUCGCUCACGCCUUCUGGCUUUGGCAUGAUGGUAAAGUCGGUUUUUAUAAAGAGAUUGGAUUAAUUCAAUGA
Ascochyta rabiei is the source of this 1176-nucleotide messenger RNA. RefSeq lists its product as uncharacterized. The transcript is spliced from 2 exons. The coding region runs from base 1 to 1176 and encodes 391 amino acids. NCBI's taxonomy places the organism in Eukaryota, Fungi, Ascomycota, Dothideomycetes, Pleosporales, Didymellaceae. The record is from RefSeq and is a predicted model, not a curated record.